Molecule: messenger RNA, 3809 nt
Organism: Scleropages formosus (Asian bonytongue)
Lineage: Eukaryota; Metazoa; Chordata; Actinopteri; Osteoglossiformes; Osteoglossidae
Product: TBC1 domain family member 2A-like
Exons: 14
Coding region: 181-2868 (895 amino acids)
Biological process (GO): regulation of GTPase activity
Molecular function (GO): small GTPase binding; GTPase activator activity
Source: RefSeq, a predicted model, not a curated record
GUAACCCGAACCCGCGCGUCUUCGCAAGCUCCACGCCCCUCGGGCUCGCGGAAAGCACCGCGCGAAGCUCUGCCGAGAACCUCGCGACCGAGCAGGUGUUCGGUCGCGCGCGUCCGGGAAGCCAGGGCACGUGCCUCGCGGCGUCGGGGAGAGCAGAACCGCGGCAGCCGAACGAGGGUGAUGGAGAGCCACAGCCCUAGGAUGGCAGAGCCCGGUGCCUGUCCUCUCCAGCCAGACCCCCACGUGCUUCACGAAAGCGUUGCACCUGUGGAGAACCCAGGUGAGGCCGGUGCAAAUGGCUUGGGUCCGAGUGACUGGGUCCGCAGGGGCGAGGAGCCGCAUCGUGCCAAACUGUGUGGCUACCUGGGCAAGCUGGGCGGACCCCUCAAGAGCUGGAAGUGCCGCUGGUUUGUGUACGAGGAGAAACAGUGCCAGCUGUUCUACUACCGAACUGCCCAGGACGUGAACCCUCUGGGUCGCAUUGAGCUCGCCAGUGCCACUUUUGGAUUCUCCCUCCAAGCAGAGGAGGCGGUGUUUCACAUCCAGACCCCAGAGCGGGUCUUUGUCCUCAAGGCUGUGAGUCGUGACGCCAUGAUGUACUGGUUACAGCAGCUACAGCUGAAGCGCUGGCAGCACAGGGACCCAGCAGAGGAGCCUGUGCAGGCAUGUGGGCUCACCGGCCUGGGAGGAGAGCAUGUGUCCAGCCAUGGCCAUGAUGUCUUCCUGCCCAUUGUGAAGACCCCGCCAGGGCUUGUGGGAGAAGAAGCGGCAAAUCUACCGGCACCAAAGUCACAGUCGACUUUAAGCAAUGUCUCCUUCAAGCACCCGCUUACAGAGAUCCAGAACUCUGUGCACAACUUGUGCAGACACCGCUCUCAGGAUCUGAGCCGCAGUGUCUUCUGCUCAGAACAGUCUACAGCUCUCUCCAGUUCAGGGUCUCCCGUGCUGAUGAGCGAGGAUGCAGUUGCACCAACAGCACCUGCCACCACCCCUGGGCCUUUGGCUGAUCCAGGCCGGGAGUCACCAUGGGAGGAGCCCUCGCUUACUGUGCAGAGGAGCGGUAGUCCUGUCCCCAUGACAGCAGAGGUGCAGCAGGUCUCCCUUGACAAAGAGCUCUCACUCCUCCAGCAGAAGGUGCUCAGUCCAGCUGAGGAGGCCAAGGCAGAAAAGCAGUGUCUGCCAGCAGCAGAGGAAUGGGACAAAUCACCUGGGGACCAGUCGGAUAGCAGUAUGCAAGAGCUGCAGGAACAGCUGGUUUUGCGGGAUGCACGCAUCGUUCAGCUGGAGGAGCAUGUACAGCUGAUGAUGGAGAAGAACCAAGCCAAGCAGGAAGUGAUUCUCAGGCUUUCUGAACAGGUGGCUGAGUGCUUGGCUGACCCCGGGCGCAAACUCACCAGCACUAUGGGUGCUCGGACCUUCCGACAGCUCCAGGAAGAAGUGGAGCAACUCAAGGAUGAUAUUGAGGCCUACAAAAUUCAGAACAAAUUCCUUAACUCGGAGAUCUACCAGCUGACCAAACUGUGGAGGAACAGCUCUGAGCAGGAGAAGAGCCUGAUGAAGAAGUGUGCACUCCUGGAGGCCAAGUGCUGUCAGAUGGAGGGCCGCUACCUGGGUGUCCUGAAGCAGCUACAGGAGAAUGGGAGCCUGGGUGUCCAGCAGAAAGAUCUGGUAAACAGACUGAUCCAGGAUGAGCUGCAGGAGGAUAUGGUGGACACCAUCAAGCUCCAUCCCAACAGUGAAUACGAUGAGUAUGGCUUCAAGCUCAUCCAGGACUAUGAUGUUGAGGACAUGAAGCUGUUAGCCAAGAUCCAUGCCCUGGAGAUCCGCUCCCAUAACCUGCUGGAGCAGGAGGCUGGGGACAAGCAACGACUAAGCCGCUGGGCUCAGUAUGUGGGCAAGAGGCCCUUGGGUGAGCUGGUGCCUUCACCGGAACUGAAGGCGCUGCUACGUGGUGGUGUGCCCCGGCAGUACCGGGCUAGUAUGUGGCGCUGUGUGGUGCGGGCCCGUACACAAUCCCUUCGCGAGCGCCACCCGGAGCGCUAUCGUGAGCUCUGUGGAAAAGGCCAGGCCUCGCAGCACCCAGCUGCUCGACAAAUUCUGCUGGACCUGCACCGAACACUCACCAGCAACCAGCACUUCUCCUCUCCCUCCAGCCCCACACUGGAGCAGCUCCACCGCAUUUUGUUAGCCUUCUCUUGGCAGAACCCUUCCAUUGGUUACUGUCAGGGUCUUAACAGACUGGCGGCCAUUGCCCUGUUGGUGCUUCAGAAUGAGGAAGAUGCCUUCUGGUGCCUCGUGGCUAUUGUGGAGACCAUCAUGCCCAAGGACUAUUACAGCAAAAGCCUCACAGCCUCCCAGGCUGAUCAGCGGGUGCUGAAGGAACUCGUAGCAGAGAAGUUGCCCCGACUGGCGGUCCACUUCGAGGAGUACGGUGUAGAUGUGUCCCUCAUCACCUUCAACUGGUUCCUGGUGGUCUUUGUGGAAGACCUGGCUAGCAAGAUUCUGCUGUGUGUCUGGGAUGCCUUCCUUUACGAGGGCACAAAGGUGCUGUUCCGGUACGCACUGGCCCUCUUCAAGUAUAAAGAGGAGGACAUUUUAAAGAUCCACGACAAAGUGGAAAUCUACCAGUACCUCCGCUUCUUCACUAGAACCAUCUCGGACUGCAGGAAGCUGACCAACAUCGCCUUCGUGCACAUGAACCCUUUUCCCAUGAAGCUUCUGCGGAAUCGUCGCGCCUACCACCUGGAGCGGCUGGAGGCUGAGCUGCAUGAGCUGGAACGCAUUCAGGAGGAGUUUGCCAGCGAGAGCGCGGAGAGCAAAGACAAGGACCUGAGUGCUAGCCUCAGUGACGAAGAAGAGGACCUGUAGUCAGUCUGGGAGCUCUGCCCUAAAAUGGUUUGGAUGUUGGAUGGGCACCGUCAGAUUGCUCAGUGCCAUCAUCGCCCUUGUGCUUUUUCACAGAACAAGGGAACAGGAUGGAAAAGAUUGAGUUUUCCGAAAAAAGACGAGAUGAAGUACGUACAGAAAGGCAUAACCUGAUUCCCAGUUGUACAAAUUCCUGACGUGAUCCCUAGGAAGGCUUCGCUGAGGCCAAGUAGGUAAAUCCAUGACAUUGAAUGUAGGCUGGUUGACCAGGUAGCACAGCGCUGGUGCCUCACAGUGCCUGAGCUGCAGGGUUAGGUGUGGGUUUCCUCCCACAGUCCAAAGAUGUAUUUCAGAUAGACUGGUGAUUUUAAACUGCCUGCAGUGUGUGAUUGCUCUGUGGUAGGCUUGUGCGGCAUUCACAGUGUACCUUACCCGAUAUACCGUGAUUCUAGGACAGUGACCCUGUACUGGAACAUCUUUAUCGAUAAUGAAUGAAUGUGGACUCUGCCACUAGAGGGCAGCAUGUUUGUGACCCUCAUCUCUGUCAGUCUGGGUAUGACAGAACUCUGACAAAUGUGUUGCUGGUUCCCUCACAGUGCCAUCCUCCGUACUUCUUGUAAGGCUACACAGCCUGGGGCUCUGAAACACUAUUGGGCUGCUAGUCUCAGCUGUCAUUGCCAGAUGUAACACCUGUAAAGCUGUACAGUCAGUUGUCUUUUAGCAGAACACUGCUUUGAUGCUCAUGGUAUUCUUCAGCUAGUCCUGUUAUCCUCCUAGUUAUCUUUAACUAGCACCUGAUGUAUUACAGUAGGUUACAAUAUACAUGUCUACAGGUGCUUAGUUCUAAUAAGAAUUGAAUAAAGUUGUAAAGUAAAAGUUGUCUGUCUUUUAUUUGAAAUAAUUCUGGAGUUUAGAUUUGAGCUGUCACAUUUAGCCUGCCAACU